GGAACUCUGACAUCGCAUGUUCUGAAAUAAUAGAUGGUAUAAAUAGUGUGUUUAUUAGGAUAGGGUCGGUGAUAGAAAGGAGGCACAGUGUUUUAUCAAGAAAAAAAGAACGCAUAAAAUUUAAUGAAGCGAAUACAUUUCAAAUAUAUAUCCUGUUCUAUUUCUUUGUGGUGAAAAUGUUUUUGGAAUACAUUGCGUAUGAAGAUUUCAAUUUAUCAUUAUAUAAGUGAUUCUCAAUAUUGAAAAGGAAAUGGCGUGACUUAAACACUCGGAAAUAGUAACAACAAUCGUUUACCUGAGCUGGUAUCGAUCUUCUCGUGUGGUGUAAGAAUGAUUGAGUAAAUGAAGUGCACGUUAAAAUAACACCAUUUAACAUAAACAAAUAAUGCACAUUACAACUGCUCAAUCAUCAUUAAUCGGAGACAUGAUGUGGAUAUUAUACUUGCUAAAGCGUUGACGUGAAUUAAGGGAAAGAUAAAACGAAUUUCAUAAGUAUCCUUCCUAAGAAAAAAAGGUUAUUUUAAAAAACGGAUAAGGCUGAAACACGAGUGGACGACCAUAUCCAUUCAUCCAAGGAUGUCACGCCUGAAUCGUCUGUAUGAGUAUGUGGAACGGAAGAUUGGAUCAGUGUUUGCCCGCUAUGGUCGAUUUGUCGCUCGCUAUCCCUGGCAAGUAAUCAUUGUAACCCUUCUUGUGAACGGUGGUCUUGGAAUUGGGAUGCUCAAGUUGCAGUCGGAUAUCAACGCACAAAAUGUCUAUCUACCACAAGGCACGCGGUCUCGUGAAGACCAGGCAGUGAUGGAAGAUACAUUUCCCGAUCUGGGUGGCCGAAACUACCACAGUCUCCAAGACUUUUUUCCUUUGCUCGAUCAAUACUGGGCUCGAGUCAUAGUUAGAGGCACUACCGGUAACCUGUUGUCCCGGACAUCGUUGGAGGAGGUUAGCGGCCUAAACACACUGGUACAAGCUGUCUCCGUUACGGAUGGCGAUGGAAAUAUUUUCACGUUUUCAGAUCUAUGUGCAAGAGCAUACGGCGCAUGCGCAGUUGAUGGGUCAAUAUUUUGGGAUGCAGAAUUCUUGUCGGCAGUUGAUGCUGGAACAGUAUCAUACCCAGCUUUUACAUCCGCAACUGUUGGCUCUAUUAAUUAUGCUUCGCAAAUCGGUGGGGCGACGUCCUUUGAUUCGAGCGGACACCUCACAAAGAUGGAAUACAUUCGCCUGAACUAUGCAUUUCGAACAGACACGGGGCAAAAAGAAAUUGUUAAGAAAUGGAUGGAUGCAUUUGCAAGAAAGUUGUCUAGUUUUAGCAACGACAAGCUUGAGAUUGCAUACGGUCAUUUUUUGUCCUUAGACGAGGAACUGGACAAAGCCGUCAACGGAGACAUUGCCCUCUUUUCGUUAACAAUCACUUUCAUGAUCACUUAUGCAUGUAUUGCUACGUUUUCAUUCAGAGACUCCGUUAGCCAGCGAUCAAUGCUAGGAUUUGCCGGCAUUCUAGCUGCUGGACUUGCUAUUAUCGCAAGUUUUGGACUCUGCUCUGCCAUCGGAGUGGACUUCGUCAGUAUUGUUGGCGUUGUACCUUUUCUUGUUAUUGGGAUCGGUAUAGACGACAUGUUCAUCCUGCUCUCUGGACUUUCGGGUGCACAGGGGGAGAACACUGUUGAGAACAAGAUAGCGGAAACCCUGAGGUCCUCGGGGGUUGGGAUCACAAUUACAUCAAUCACUGACCUUUUAGCCUUCAUGGCCGGGGCCGGAUCCAACUUCAUAGCUGUCAGAAACUUCUGUAUAUAUACAGGUGUUGCCGUAGUAUUCUGCUACAUUAACAACAUCACUCUCUUUGCUGCCUGCUUGACAAUCAAUGAACAUCGAGUGGAACAGAACAGACAUUUCAUCACGUGCAGGCGCGUGAAACCAAAAGAAGUUCUAAAAAUAGAAGGAAAAUCCAAGUUCUUCGCCUUCUGUUGUGGCGGUACCCCUCCUAAAAAUAGGAAAGAUGCAGAAAGUAUUUUAGACAAAUUUCCCCGUUGGUUGUUUCCAAAAAUAGUUCUUAAGCUCCCAUUCAAAAUAAUUAUAAUCGUAUUAUUUCUUGGCUAUUUGGCAGCUGGUAUUUACGGUUGUGUUUAUUUGAAACAAGGACUUGAUCUAUCCCAAUUGGUUCAAGACGACUCCUAUUUUUACAAGUAUUCAAUUUGGUUUGAAACACAUUUCAGUAGACAAUCUCCAGUAGCUUUUGCUACGACCAAUGACUAUACUUACAGUGAUCAAAAGACGAAGAACCAAAUCGAUGAUGUUAUAAAGACAGCUCAAGACAACGAGUAUUUUGACGACACUUUUGAACAUAACUGGCUGAAUACCUACAUGGCAAGUACAUACUACGAUGGAUCUAGUGAAUCAAACUUCAUUGUUGGCUUCAAAAGUUUCAUAAGUAACAGCAGUUAUGCUAGAUUUGAAAACGAUGUGGUGAUUGAUUCUAGCGAGACGAAAAUUACAGCGUCCAAGUUCUAUGUGUUAAGUAGUGACUUGUCAGACAGCCAAGAGGAGGGCAAAAUGAUGCUCAAGGCUCGCGAAAUUGCAGACAACGCUCAAUUUCAAUGCAUUGCGUCGUCGCCAGGUUUUGUCGCAUUUGAGCAGUAUGUGCGCAUUCUAGGACAAACGUUGCAAUCAGUUGGGAUUGCCCUCGCCGCUGUUUUUGUUGUAACGUGUAUCUUUAUGCCACACCCUGUAUUGAUAGUGUUUGUUACUCUUGCCGUUACAAUGAUUAUGGUUGGCGUCUUUGGCUAUAUGCUAUACAUUGACGUUGCGUUAAGCGCCAUAACUAUGAUUCAUUUAAUCAUGAGUAUAGGUUUCUCCAUAGAUUUCACAGCCCACAUUUGCCACGGGUAUAUGAUAUCAACGGGAGCAAGCAGGGACGAAAGGGUUAAGCUGGCUUUUGACCACACAGGUGCGCCCAUAUUUCAUGGUGCAAUGUCGUCGCUAAUAGGUGUUGUUGUACUUUUCGGUGCCAAGUCCUACAUAUUCAAAACAUUUGCAGCUGUAAUGUCUUUUGUCCUCCUCUUUGGUAUCGCGCAUGCCCUAUUACUACUUCCGGUGAUUUUAUCAUGGCUAGGGCCAGGGAGACUUACAGAAGCAAAUGCAUCAAAAGCGAGCUUAUCAAAUGGUCAUACUAACAAAGCAAUGGAAGACACUGAAUUAUCAACUAAGGGAAAUAAAAAUGGAAGUUUUCAGACAGAUCCAAUGACAGGAAGCCCAAAGAGAUCAAGCGUUUCCCCGAUGCAAGAUGACCUACUAGAUUUUAACAAGCACAGCUCCCCCUAUCACCUUGAACAUCAGAAAGGAGGCGACUGGGACUGGAAGAAAGAAAAAGACUCGUGAUGAAUGUUAAUAUAAGAAAUGUUUCAUUGUUUUGGUUUCGUCUGUUUGAAAAAAAACAACAACCUAAAAUAAAUUGUACACUAUUUUGGGACAGCCCUCGUACAUUAUAUAACGAGGUUGUUAUUGGUUUUGUUAAAUAUACGUUUUCAUUUACUUGUUGUGAAGUUUGCUUUAACUUGUACUUUACUUUUCUUAAUUAAGAAAUUACUUUGCUGUUUUAUA
Mya arenaria is the source of this 3594-nucleotide messenger RNA. Its product is annotated as patched domain-containing protein 3-like. Gene Ontology annotation, biological process: transmembrane transport. The transcript is spliced from 9 exons. The record is from RefSeq and is a predicted model, not a curated record. Bases 577 to 3372 code for a protein of 931 amino acids. Gene Ontology annotation, molecular function: transmembrane transporter activity. Lineage: Eukaryota; Metazoa; Mollusca; Bivalvia; Myida; Myidae. Gene Ontology annotation, cellular component: membrane.